AACAUUAUGCAUUAAUAUUGAUGAAAUAAAAAAAAUGAAAUUGAAUUUCAAGCCAUUUAUAGACUAAUGAUAAUUUAAUUCAAAUUAUGCCUAGAGACUAUUAAUUUAUAGUUCCGCACAGUAGGACAAAGUUCAAACAUGGCGGCGGAAAUUUCGUCUGCUGUUGACGCCCUCUGCAAUUUUUUAAGUCUUACAUGUGUUGUAACAUGUCUUAUGUUGAAAGUACCGCAGAUGCUGGCAAUUCUCAGAUCAAAGAGUACGCAAAGUCUUAGUUUGACGAGUGUGUUAGUGGAAGAAUGUGCAUAUUCUGUGAUUCUUUCCUACAACUUUGCCAAAGGUUACCCACUGCCAGCAUAUUUUGAAUAUACCUUUCUAGUGUUUCAAGAUUUGAUAUUGAUCACUCUGAUGCUGCAUUAUAACCGUAAGCUGAGUAUCCAAACCGUGUUCUUCUUCAUCGUAUAUUUUAUAUUUUAUUGGUGUCUUGCCUUUGGAGUUUUUCCAGAGAUUAUACUGAACACAGCCAUGAGUGGGGUAACUGGUCUGACAAUGUUCAGUAAAGGGACACAAAUCAAAACACUAUACCAGAACAAGGAGCCAGGUCAGAUCAGUCAAACCAGCUGGACUAUCGCCGCCUAUGGGGCAUUAGUGAGGAUGCUGACCAGCAGUCUGCAGACCAGAGAUGUUGUUGUGUUCAUCAACAAUACUGUCAGUGCCUCCAUGAAUAUUACAAUGGUUUGCAUGUUGAUAUACUACAAACAGAAACCGAAGGCCAAACGGAACUAAGGUUACGAGUUAGUUGAUAGUUAAGGACAGUACAGUAUUUGUUUUAUCAUGCUGUCACACCAUUUAUGCAAUUUUUAAUGUGUUUAUAAAACAAUACUUUAUUUAAGGCUAAACAAUACUUUAUUUAAGGCUAAACAAUACUUUAUUUAAGGCUAAGCAAUACUUUAUUUAAGGCUAAGCAAUACUUUAUUUAAGGCUAAACAAUACUUUAUUUAAGGCUAAACAAUACUUUAUUUAAGGCUAAGCAAUACUUUAUUUAAGGCUAAACAAUACUUUAUUUAAGACUAAGCAAUACUUUAUUUAAGGCUAAGCAAUACUUUAUUUAAGGCUAAACAAUACUUUAUUUAAGGCUAAACAAUACUUUAUUUAAGGCUAAGCAAUACUUUAUUUAAGGCUAAACAAUACUUUAUUUAAGGCUAAACAAUACUUUAUUUAAGGCUAAACAAUACUUUAUUUAAGGCUAAGCAAUACUUUAUUUAAGACUAAGCAAUACUUUAUUUAAGGCUAAGCAAUACUUUAUUUAAGGCUAAACAAUACUUUAUUUAAGGCUAAGCAAUACUUUAUUUAAGGCUAAACAAUACUUUAUUUAAGGCUAAACAAUACUUUAUUUAAGGCUAAACAAUACUUUAUUUAAUGCUGAAUUGAACUAUAAGAUUGCUAGCACUUAAGGGACUUUAAUUGGCACAAACACCAAACUGACAUUCCAUAUAUAGAAGAAUAUUCUCCAAAGUGAAGACAACCUUGUAAAUUAAAAGGGUUACUUAUCAUAAAGAAGGUAAAAAUUCAUAGAUGGAGUGUUAAAAUGUACAUGUAUAUAUACAGGUACAAAUGUACAGUGUUAAAAAAUAAAAUGUCCUAAGAUGUGCACUAGUCAACAUGUCACCACUGGGGUCAAAUAUCACUAAAACUGGAAAAAUUACAAUUACAAAUUGCAGAAGAUUUUUCGCAGAACUUUUCUGGGAUGCAACAAAUAUAUCAUAUUGGCCACAGGGGCUUGGCGUGAUUUUUCAAACGAUAGUCCAUAUAUAUAUGUAUUAUGGUGUCA
Molecule: messenger RNA, 1828 nt
Organism: Pecten maximus
Lineage: Eukaryota; Metazoa; Mollusca; Bivalvia; Pectinida; Pectinidae
Product: mannose-P-dolichol utilization defect 1 protein homolog
Exons: 6
Coding region: 139-783 (214 amino acids)
Source: RefSeq, a predicted model, not a curated record